Molecule: messenger RNA, 1260 nt
Organism: Ostrinia furnacalis (Asian corn borer)
Lineage: Eukaryota; Metazoa; Arthropoda; Insecta; Lepidoptera; Crambidae
Gene: Snapin
Product: SNAP associated protein
Exons: 3
Coding region: 608-1228 (206 amino acids)
Biological process (GO): lysosome localization; intracellular protein transport; synaptic vesicle exocytosis
Cellular component (GO): BLOC-1 complex; synaptic vesicle; eRF1 methyltransferase complex
Molecular function (GO): SNARE binding; S-adenosylmethionine-dependent methyltransferase activity; nucleic acid binding
Source: RefSeq, a predicted model, not a curated record
ACCUCAGCUGACAUUGACAGUUGCGUGGAACAGCUGCUUUGUUGUCGGAGUCGGGACGUAUUGUCAAAAGUUAGUUAAAAUAAUCACCUUCGAAUAUUUUAUCAACUAACGACUUCUCCUAUCAUUAGCAAUGAAGGUUUGAGUAUCGUGCGCGCGAUGGACGACACAGAGAGCACCACCACAUCGGCUGACGAGAACACUGGCAACUUGUGCGACAACCCGACACGGGAUACCUUAGCCGAAGGCCUACUAGGCCUCCUGAAGCCAACGGUUGACCAACUAGACGAUAGAGUAAGAGCUACUAGGAUUUCACAACUGGAAUUGAAGCAGCAGAUUGAUUCUUUGAACGAAGAGCUUCAGAAGGUGCGAGAGGCGCUCAACAACCACCCUGAUUUGGACCCUUAUGUUAAGAAAUUGAUCGCCUGCAAACACAAAGUGACUGUUGUACUUAAUGUCUUACAAGCCUCACAAGAUAGACUGAAUGAGAUUAGACGCACAAUUAAUAAAGAAAAAAGUGUUCGUCCUACAGUAAUAUCGGAACCAGCGCCUCAAGAACCUGAGCAAAGCACUAGUGGAGUCAUAUCAGAGAGAGGGAGCAUCAACUGACAUGGAGACCCCCUACCAAAACCACAUAGACAAAAAGGAGUUUGACCAUGUCUAUGAACCAGCCGAAGAUAGCUUCUUACUCAUAGAUGCUAUCGAAAAAGAUUUACAGUACCUAAAAGCAAAAAACCCCACAUUUUGUUUAGAAGUUGGCUCGGGCAGUGGUUUAGUGAUCACUGCUGUAGGUAUGGCAUUUCCAGGGACAUUUUGCAUGAGCACAGACGUCAACUAUAAAGCUUGUGUCAUGUCACGAAGUACAGCCAAUCAUAAUAAGGUGAUCUUGGACUCUGUGAAUAUGAAUCUGGUUGAUUCUUUCACUGAUCACAUGUUUGAUGUUAUAUUGUUUAAUCCACCAUAUGUGGUGACCGAAAGUGACGAGUGUGGUGGCAAAGAUAUCACUGCAAGUUGGGCAGGAGGAGUGAAAGGUCGAGAGGUGACCGAUAAACUACUGGAUAUGAUACCAAAGAAGCUAGCACGCAACGGCACAUUUUAUCUUUUGCUGAUCGAAGAAAACAUUCCAGAUGAAGUAGCUGCAAUCAUGGCAGCACUAGGGUUUACUUCUGAGAUAAUUAUAAGGAGAAAAGUUAGAAAUGAACAACAGUUAGUGAUGAAGUUUUGCAGAUAAAACAGUGUUAACAUAAUAAUGUUUUUAUCAUA